AUGAUCGCGCUUUACCACUCAACACGUGGUCAGACUCCCUCCGUCCGGUCACUAGCGGACAAGUUUGGACCUGAAAUGGGUGCUGCUCAGUCCACGACGGGGUCUGAAAAGGUCUUCAGAAACGAAACCCCGAUACAGUUUUCUCCAGAUGUCGUCGACCAGCUACAAGAUAGGGAGGCUUCACCUGGUCCAACUCCAGAACGGCAGACAACUAUUGACCAACAUAUACGAUCGAGAAUAGAACAUGAAGUGAAGCAAUUACGCAAGCAAGAGGAGGAGGUUCAAAACUCAAUUGCUCUCGCUCUGGAGAAAGAAAACCUUGACAAGGAGAAGUCUAUGGGGGGCGAGGUAGAAGGGGGGGAUUCUGCAGGUGCCGUGAAGAGCAGUGCUGCUCUAUUUGGAGAUUUGGAGGAUAUCCGCUCGAAAAUCGAACGAUUUCAGACUCGGAGAACAUUGCAGGACCAUCCAGAGGUCAAAUCUUACCAGGAGGCCGUCUUGACAUGCUACAAGUCUCAUCCCGUUACAACUUUAGACUGCUGGCAGGAAGUCAACAAGUUCAAGGAGUCUGUACGUGCUUUAGAGCAGGGAUACUUUAAAUCGUUACAUUAAUUUUCCAUUCUGCAAUCGAAAAAUCAUCUUUAAUCAUUAUUUUAACAUCGACCCAAUCCC
Marasmius oreades (fairy-ring Marasmius) is the source of this 669-nucleotide messenger RNA. RefSeq lists its product as uncharacterized. The transcript has 4 exons. Bases 1 to 609 code for a protein of 202 amino acids. NCBI's taxonomy places the organism in Eukaryota, Fungi, Basidiomycota, Agaricomycetes, Agaricales, Marasmiaceae. The record is from RefSeq and is a predicted model, not a curated record.